Drosophila suzukii is the source of this 3258-nucleotide messenger RNA. RefSeq names its product defective proboscis extension response 1 (gene dpr1). Gene Ontology annotation, cellular component: neuron projection membrane. The record is from RefSeq and is a predicted model, not a curated record. Gene Ontology annotation, biological process: synapse organization. NCBI's taxonomy places the organism in Eukaryota, Metazoa, Arthropoda, Insecta, Diptera, Drosophilidae.
GACUCGAAAGCGAAGCACGCGUUUCUUGAUUUAUGUGCGCGAGUUCUAGAUAGUCCAGAUAUUCUCAGACAUAUUGUUGUGAGGAGGGCUCUGUGAAACCGGGCCUAAUGAGUCCACAGGCCUGCGUGUUAAUGGCGAAUUAAUGACGGGCGAUUAAAAUGCAAUAGCCACAUGUACAGGCGCCAUAAUGAGCUGAACCAACCGACAUAGUACAGUGAACCAGUGCCAUAAAUUAGAGUGCCCUGUGUAAGUGUUGCCUACUUAGCGGCUUUUGGGCUUACGAUCUGUUUCAAGUGUUCGGGCUCUGAGACCGUUAAAACCUUUUUCAACCGCCCUACCCCGAUGUAAAGUUCUUGUGUAAAACUCAAUACGAAGGAGAUUAAAAAACAAAAUGGGGGCCAUCUGCAAAAAAGGGAAACUCUCAGUGAAAAUGAACCAAAAAUAGGGCCAAACAGAGAAAACACUUUCAUUGCUCCCCAGGCAGAGCUUAGCCGAGAGUUUUGUCCGGCUCUAAUUUGACGGAAUCGUUAGUUGACCAGUGAGCAGCAGUCCUCAUCCUGGUCCAACCCCCCGGAUUCCCAAUCCGAAUCCGGAUCGCGUGCCGACUACAAGCGUAAUAACAAUAAACUUGCGGAUAACAACCACAGAUACAGCAGCAAAAUGUCCCUGCCAUCCAGAGCCAAUUUCGGAUUACUCAACUGGCUCAUCGGCUGGCUGCUGCUGCUGUCGAUGGUCCUGCUCAGAGGAUACAGCGCUGCGUUGGCGCCCACGCCGCCCACCACGACGACAACAACAAUCUCGCCCUCCAAUCUGCUGCCCUACUUCGACUUUGAUGUGCCGCGCAACUUGACCGUAACCGUCGGCCAGACCGGCUUUCUCCACUGCCGCGUGGAACGGCUCGGCGAUAAGGAUGUCUCCUGGAUACGCAAACGUGAUCUGCAUAUCCUCACCGCCGGCGGCACCACCUAUACAUCCGAUCAGCGUUUCCAGGUUCUGCGACCCGAUGGCUCCGCCAAUUGGACACUGCAAAUCAAGUAUCCGCAGCCACGUGACUCCGGCGUCUACGAGUGCCAAAUCAACACGGAGCCCAAGAUGUCCCUGUCGUACACCUUCAACGUAGUGGAACUCAAGGCGGAAAUCUUCGGGCCCAGCGAUCUGAUGGUGAAAACGGGCAGCGACAUCAACCUAACGUGUAAAAUUAUGCAGGGACCCCACGAGCUGGGCAACAUAUUCUGGUACAAAGGCAGCGAAAUGCUCGAUGGCAAGGGCGAAAACGAAAUCGACAGCUCCAUGGCCCGGAUUCGCGUCGAGGAUGAUUGGACUGACGGGCUGACUUCGAGAUUAAAAAUCAAGCGCGCCAUGCCCGGCGAUACUGGCAACUACACCUGUGUGCCGACGGUGGCAAAAACCUCGAGCGUCUAUGUGCACGUAAUUAUUGGCGAACAUCCCGCGGCCAUGCAACACAAUUCGAGCAGCAACAGCAACAGUUUCUACUGCGGCAUCUGCUGCAUGCUGCUGAGCAUUGUGUCCUGCUGCCUGCAGCACUUUUACGAGGCGGGGUGUAGAUAUAUCCAUGCUGCGGCAGCGGUGGCAAAGUCGGCGGGACUUGGGCCCCCGAAGCGAGCAACGCUAACGACCAGUGAAACAGGAGUAAAUGCAGCAGCAGCAAAAGCAGCAGCAGCAACUGCAGCAGCAGCAGCAACAUCUACAUCAGCAACGUGCAACAUGUUGAGAGAACGCCCAGCGGCAAUUCGGAGUCUGAGAUGAAGGAAUAAUCAACACGCAGCGAAACACUAAAAAGGCAAAAACACACACAAAACACUCACAACACACACACAUAUUCAAGGUGAUUUAAGUUUUCUAUGUAUCGCAUGGGGGGUUCAAACAUAAGUACUUACUAACUUCUAAGAUGAAUGCACUUAAUGGAAAAGCAAACAUAAUAUCUGAUAAGCUAAAAAGUAUUUAACAGUGUUAAGAGUGAAUGCUAAGUCCUGGUCCGAUGGAAACCUAUGCAUUUUCGUGGGAAAUCAUAGUCUAGCUAAAUGUUUUCAGUAUAAACUCAACAUAAGAGAUAAUAAUAUGUGUUAUAUGCAUUCUUUUAAAUUUGUUAUCGAAAAAAAAAGCAACUGAUCAUCUGUGAAAGACCCAAAAAACCACAUGAAAACAAUCAGUUUACUGGAUUGCCCAAUAAUAACUAUAGAUUCGUUGAUAAAGAAUUGGUUAAGAACUUACAUUGGAUAUCUGAUAAUCUCUUUCUACAACCAAACGUCGAUUGCACACCCAUAGUAACACCUGCCACACUCCUUCAUUAUGAAAUAAGACUUACUAGCUAUAAAUAUACCCAACAGCCCAGAAACACAAACAGAAAACCCCGUUCUUUGCAAUCACAAUACCCAAAUUCUAUGCAAUCUCUAACUGCCAACGAACUCGCACUCCAGUAGCCCAUCGCAUCAAGUUGUUGGGUUGAAAUUUGCUGUAAAUAAUUGCCAUUCGAGAGAAAUUAAUUCAAGAGUACUUCGAACUAUUAGUAAGCCCUGAUUAAGAACAAAAGAUGAUUUUCCGUUCGAGUACGGCUCGGUUGCAUUGCACAUUUAUCAGUUUUAGGCAACAGCUAUCGUUAAGUACGAUUAUGAAUGUAUGUAUAGACGAUAAGUGGAUAAACUACAGGAGCGAUUACUGGAUUUCAUCCAUCAGCACUCGAAGUUAUGGUAUAAACUGUUUGUGUCUGACCCAAUUGUGGUCGAAGCUCGUUUAAUUGUACAUAAUUAGUUUUGGCUAGAAAUACAAGCAAAAAAAGAGAAAAACCAAAAACAAAAGAGGGGAAUAUUUAAAAAUAAAUGCAAUUUAUAAUUGUGCUUAUCGAUAUAAUUGAUACGAAUGCAAUGCGAAUGUGCAGGCACUGUAAAUAAAUUCAUUAGUAGUCGAAAUUGUAAUUUUAAUUAACUCUUAAACGAUAUAAACAGAUAAAACCGAUAAUUGCGAUUCUAAAGUUGCGAACCGCCCUACUUGGUAAGCCGCACACUGAGGCAAAAUUGGCAAAUUCACCAGCAAAACCAAAGAUACUAAACACAAUAAAAAUAAAACACUUCAAAUAAUAGUAAAAGAUAGUUAAAUUUAAUACGGACCCUUGGACCCAGAGCCCGCAUCUUGUAAAUAGAGUGAAUGGAAAAGCAUUAAUCAGAGCAGGCUAUUUACCAAGCUAAAUCCGUUGAGUGUCAAGUAUAAAAGUCGGCUCAAAAUUGAAAAACAAAAAAAAAA